Exophiala mesophila is the source of this 1871-nucleotide messenger RNA. RefSeq lists its product as uncharacterized. The record is from RefSeq and is a predicted model, not a curated record. The coding region runs from base 1 to 1815 and encodes 604 amino acids. Lineage: Eukaryota; Fungi; Ascomycota; Eurotiomycetes; Chaetothyriales; Herpotrichiellaceae. The transcript has a single exon.
AUGGCUGCCUUUGCAAAGGCAUAUCCCUCAGAUCCAGUCGACGUCAUUAUCAGCGACUAUAUGUCAGAAGUCAAUAUGACUAUUGGUGCUGCUCGAAAGGUCGACAAUGACGCAUUGACUCCAAAUCAAGGCAAUGCUUUCAUCGGCGCUGGCCCAGCCUUUGAGGCCUCCUUUCUUGAAGCCUUGGAGCCAGCACUGGAGGAUCUGGCCAAAUAUGGUAUCAAGGUCGCUGUCAACGCCGGCAAUGCCGAUACCAAGGCUCUCUAUGAUAUUGUUGUUGGUAUGAUUGCCAAGAAAGGCUUGAAAAUCAAUGUCGCUUGGAUCUCUGGCGACGAGGUUCUUCCAGCAAUCAAUGCGGGUCUCAAGGAUGGCACAUCCACCUUCAGAAACAUCUAUACCGGCGACAUUCUCUCCUCCUGGAAGUUCAAGCCAAUCCAUGCCUACGCAUAUCUUGGAGGCAUGGGCAUCGCUGAAGCCUUCUCCCAAGGAGCUCAGAUAGUUAUCUGCGGUCGUGUUGCCGAUGCAUCUCCCGUCAUCGGUGCUGCUUAUUGGUUUCACAAGUGGCAACGAUCCCAGCUCGACCAAUUGGCUAAUGCAUUUGUUGCUGGUCAUUUAAUUGAGUGUAGCAACUAUGUCACUGGCGGCAACUUCACCGGCUUUAAGAGUUUGGAGAAUAGUCCAGGUGGAUGGGUGGAUAUUGGCUAUCCGAUAGCUGAGAUCUCAAAGGAUGGAUCGGUCGUCAUCACCAAACAAAAGAACUCUGGAGGCAUGGUCACAAUCCACACCUGUUCUUCUCAGUUGGUGUAUGAAGUCCAAGGACCUUGGUAUUACAACAGCGAUGUGACGGCCGUGCUCGAUCAGAUUUGGUUCGAGCAACUUGGACCCGACCGUGUUGCCCUCCACGGUGUCAAGUCCUUGCCUCCACCUCCAACGACCAAGGUCGGCUUGACCGCCCGUGGGGGUUUCCAAGCCGAGUCUUGGUACUUUAUGACCGGCCUCGACGUUGAAGAGAAGGCUCGAAUGACAGAGGCCCAGCUUCGAAAGAGCUUGAAACCCUAUUCAGACAAGUUCACCUCCCUUUCUUUCAGUGUGCUUGGUAGUCCAGCGAAGGACUCUGACAACCAGAAUGCGGCUACCGCCAUUUUCCGCAUAUUUGUACAAGCCCCGACUGAGGAGGAUAUCGCACCACAAAAAUUCCUCCGUCCAGUCAUCGACAACAUCAUGCAGGGUUACCCUGGCAGCACCUUCCACCUUGAUUUCCGUCAAGGCAUUCCAAAGCCUUAUUACGAGUACUACGUGACUCUUCUCGAUCAAUCCAAAAUCCAACAUGUCGUUCACUAUAAUGGAAAAGACACUCUCAUCCCUCCUCCGCCGGCAACCAAAACAUUCCCACAACGGCAACCUAGCCAAACAAGCGCAACUCUUCAAGUCGACAUGAGCAAGUUUGGACCUACUGAACGUGUCCCACUAGGAACCAUUGUAAACGCGCGGUCAGGUGACAAGGGAUCAGACUGCAACUGUGGAUUCUGGGUUCGCAACCAGGAUGAAUACGUUUGGUUGAAGAAUCUUCUCUCGAUUGAAACGAUCAAAACUCUACUUGGCAAAGAGUACGACACUUCACGAACACCAAAGAUCGAAAUUGAUCGUUUCGAACUCCCUAAUCUGCGGGGCGUGCAUUUCUUAUUCCGAAAUCUCUUGGACAGAGGCGCCACCAGUACGGCAGGAGUAGAUUUCCUAGGGAAGAAUUGUGCCGAGUUCUUGAGAUCGAGAUACGUCGACAUUCCAACAAAAUUCAUUGCACGAGGGAAGCUAUGAAAAAUGCAUGAUUGCUUUCUUAAUGUACUAUGACAAACUAUUGUCUGGAAUGGUCG